Zychaea mexicana is the source of this 585-nucleotide messenger RNA. RefSeq lists its product as uncharacterized. The coding region runs from base 253 to 585 and encodes 110 amino acids. The transcript has 4 exons. Lineage: Eukaryota; Fungi; Mucoromycota; Mucoromycetes; Mucorales; Lichtheimiaceae. The record is from RefSeq and is a predicted model, not a curated record.
GUUUUUGUUUGCACUUGUCACCAAAAUGAAUCUCUCAUUUCUCAUUGAUUAUGUCAGAAACAAGAAGAAUCCAGAUUUCAAUGAAUUUGUGAACAGCAGUCUAGAAAACAUUAUGGCUGUCUCCUAUGGAUUCCAAGGCAAGUCCCCGGAUCUACUGUUUGCGUAGUGGCGACGAGAAUUUGCACUAGAGUUGAACAGGCAAAACAAGGACCCUCACCUCCUCCAAAAGAAGAUCGCGUACAAUGAACAAAAAUGGGUAGAAGUCAAGAAUGCUAUCACCACCUUGAAGGCUUGAAAUCUUUGGCAGAUUCUGCCACAUCAUCACGCCACAUCUUGACCUUGACCAAUGCACCUGCUGACGAGUCUUCCAACGCAUCUAUUAACGAUGCCACCAGCAGCUCACCUAUGGAUGAUACGACCAAUCCACUUGUUGAUGAUACUGGUCAACAUGCUGAAGAUACCAUCGAUGAUAACGACGGCUUUCUUUUCCCUGGUGCUGAUGACAUCUUUAGUGCUGAUCAUCGAGACUUCCAACUGCACAGACUGACGUACAAAAAGAUACCUUGCUGGUGGACUCUGGCGUGA